GCAGAGGCGCGAUUAGUGUUGACAACACCGCCCUGUAUCUCAUCCCUGUUUAUCUAUUUCCCAAAGUAUUUUUAUUUGGAAAGAAUAAAGCGAAUUUGGAGGAAAGGAAAGACAUGUCUUAAUGUAUUUGAUACCUCUCUGAUGCAUGUGCCUGUCAGCUGAAGCGUGCUGGAAGAAUGCAGCCUAAAACCAGAAGAUAUGCUGGAGUCUGGCAUCAAACGAGGAGCCUGCUCUACAAAAACCUGCUGAUCAAAUGGAGGACCAAACAACAGAGUCUCCAGGAGUUGAUCUUGCCAUUGCUGCUCCUGGGCUUCCUCAUCCUCAUUAGCACCCUCAACCCUCACGUUUCAUACGGCAGUAUCAGCAGCAAAGAGCUGGAGAAUGAACGGAACCUGUCAAUCAAAGGUCUCGGCUACACCCCCAUCAACAAUGUAACCAAUCACAUCAUGGAAGAGGUGGCACGGGAACUGCUCAUGAAUGAGCGAUUAGAGAUGUUCUCCACUGAGGAACAAUUGGAGAAUGCCAGUCUCGCUGAUCCAGUUGGCUUUGUAGGAGUGGUCUUCUUGGAUUCGAUGGAGUACCUUCUGCGAUUCCCGGUUGACCAACUCCCUCUGCCUGACUUCAGCGAAUCCAUAACACGCUGUUACAUAGACUAUGUCAACUGCCAGGCCACCAGAUACUGGUACUCUGGAUUCAUACGGCUGCAGUCUCUCAUUGAUGCUGCCAUUAUACAGAUGAAGACCAAACGUCCCGUGUGGAACGAACUAAAAGUGCGUGCAGUGAUGAUGGGACAUCCGGGUACAGUGGAGGUCCAGAAGUCGCAUUAUGCCCUGAUCUCCAUCUACCUAGUGCUGGUGUUUACACCCUUUGUCUAUUUCCUCAUUGUCAAUGUGGUGGCUGAAAAAGAGCAGCGGCUGAAAGACACAAUGGGCAUGAUGGGAUUGUAUGACUCUGCCUUUUGGCUUUCAUGGGGCCUCCUCUAUGCUGCAUUAGUGACGACCAUGUCUAUUCUCAUGGCUGUAAUAGCAACCUGUACACCCCUGUUCUCCAACAGCAACUUCUUUGUCAUCUUCCUCCUAAUUUUCCUCUAUGGAAUAUCUUCUAUUUGCUUCUCCUUCAUGUUGACCCCUUUGUUUAAGAAGCCCAAGUUUGCAAGUACAGUGGGCUUUAUACUGACUGUGGUGCUAGCGUGUCUAUCUCUUUUCACUGUUCUGAUGAGAGAUUUCCCCCAGUCAGCCGUGUGGCUUCUCUGCCUUCUGUCUCCCAGCGCCUUUUCUAUCGGCAUCACCCAGGUGGUGUAUCUGGAAGCUCAGGGGGACGGUGCAGUGUUUUCCUCUCUGGGGAAUGGUCCUCACGCCCUCUAUGUUCCUAUGGUCAUGCUGUUGUUGGACUGCAUUCUCUAUCUGCUUUUAGCCAUUUACCUGGACCAAGUGCUACCAGGCGAGUUUGGCACAAGGCGCUCAGUGCUGUACUUCCUACAGCCAUCCUAUUGGUCAAAGCGCUAUGUGGAGGUGAGCUCUGUGUAUGAGGGCGAGGUCAACGGACCCCCAGUGAAUGAUGAAUCGGUGGAGGUGGUUUCUCCUGAGUUUAGAGGGAAAGAGGUUAUCAGGAUCUGCAAUAUUCGUAAAAUCUACAGAGCAAAAGACACCAAAGUGGAGGCUUUGAGAGGUUUGACUUUGGACAUCUAUGAGGGUCAGAUUACUGCCCUGCUGGGUCACAGUGGAGCAGGAAAAUCCACCCUCAUGAACAUCCUGUGUGGCAUCUGCCCCCCUACAGAAGGCACGGCAACCAUCUAUGGCUCUCCUGUGGCAGAGAUAGCAGUGAGGGCUGAGAUGAAACAGCUGGUUGGUAUAUGCCCCCAGUUGAACAUCAUCUUUGAUUUGCUCACUGUAGAGGAACACCUGAGAAUCUUUGCUGCCAUUAAAGGGAUCCUGCCGUCUGAUGUUGAUGGUGAGGUAGGAACUUCCCAGUGAACCUAGAGACCACAUCUUCUGACCGCAUUUUG
This is a messenger RNA of Carassius auratus (goldfish), 2005 nucleotides long. Its product is annotated as ATP-binding cassette sub-family A member 5-like. Bases 177 to 1973 code for a protein of 598 amino acids. The transcript has 13 exons. Gene Ontology annotation, biological process: transmembrane transport; lipid transport. Gene Ontology annotation, cellular component: intracellular membrane-bounded organelle; membrane. NCBI's taxonomy places the organism in Eukaryota, Metazoa, Chordata, Actinopteri, Cypriniformes, Cyprinidae. Gene Ontology annotation, molecular function: ATP binding; lipid carrier activity; ABC-type transporter activity. The record is from RefSeq and is a predicted model, not a curated record.